Messenger RNA from Closterium sp. Naga37s-1, 1467 nucleotides. Lineage: Eukaryota; Viridiplantae; Streptophyta; Zygnematophyceae; Desmidiales; Closteriaceae. The record is from the annotation of a GenBank genome assembly.
AUGAUGACUCGAGAUCCCGCGCGAUCGCCGCGCUGCAGCGUCGGAGUGGUGGCGGCGUCCGCGUUAGUAGCCGUUUUCCUGGGGUGCAGCUUCGUGACGUGGAUUCGUGACGUCAGCCAGGACAGCACGGUGCGGCGGAUGAUCGAGGCGCACGUGCGCGAGCAGCAGAGAGUGGCGACGCUGUACGAAGAUCACAUCGCAGCCGUGUACCCCCUCGUGUCCACCUUCUCCCAGCCCGCGCGCCGCAGCGCCCCCCCGCGGAGAGCGUGGGUGGAGCGCAUGGGGCACAGGGGCCCCGCGCGCGUAUGCCAGUACGCGGAGGCGGAGGUGCGCGCGGCGCUGGCGCGCCCGCACAGCUGCGGAGCGGGGGAAGCUCGGUAUUUCUAUGCGGGCGUGUGGAUGACGUGGGAGUUUCUAAGAUACGAGGUGUUGCGGGAGGGGGGCGGGGGGGAAGCGGAGGAGGGGAGCAGGGGGGCGCGGGGGAGAGGAGUGGAAGGGCGGGAGGAGAGUAGAGGGGAGGAGCAGAGGCGGAGGGGGUUGAGGGAGAAGGAGAGAGAGUGGGGAGGGGAGUGGGAGCGGGGGUGGGAGGGGGGCAGAGAAGGGCCUGGGGCGGAGGGGGGGGAUGGCGGAGCUGGCGGGGGAGGCGGGGAAGGGGGGGGGAACAGGGGAGGCGGAGAGGCGCUGGUGUGUGUGAUGGCAUGUUCAUACCGGGAGGCUCUUCAGUGCUCCAAGGGCCGGCCGUGCAUCCAUGCCUUCCACCUGAGACGAUCCGAGUCAGAUCUAGCCACGCUGCACCGGCUGUACGACGGAGACCCCCUGCCGGUGCUACAGCCGGAUCUGGGGGUGCGCACUGUGCUGGAUGCCGGGGCCGGUGCGGGCAUUCUCUCUGUGCUCCUCGCGUGCAUGUACCCCACCGCAGUCCUGGUAACCACUGAGGCGUCAGAGUCCGGGUUCCGCGCUCUCUCCCUCAACACCGCGCCCUACGACAAUGCCAUUGCGCUCAGAGCAGCUCUGUGGUCGCAUGUGACCAGCCUGGUGCUGCAGGCGGAUGGGGGACGGGCGAGAUUCAUUGAAGUGGAACAGAACGCUGCGGGUUCACUCCUCAACGCAUCCUCAGCAGCAGCAGUAACCGGCCUGUCCGGCUCCUUCCUGCUCCAAUUCCUCGGCCUACGCCGCUUCGACCUGGUCCGGAUCAACAUGGAAGGCAAUGCGCGAGUGCUACUCAACCUGCACGCUCCCCACGACUCCAUGUGGCUACUCGCCGGCCCCCGCCUCGUUGCCUUUGACUCUCGCCCAGAAAUCCUCGCUCUCACGCUCCCUGCCGACGCCUCCCCGUCCUCCUCCGCGUCUGUGGCACGGCCGCUGGUUGCGGCGUUUUACGGGGCGCAGUCCCCGCCGGCAUAUCAAGAGGUGAAGGAGGGCAUAGGAGCAGAGUACAUAGUGUUUCGGAGACGGGCUAGCAGCUGA